This is a messenger RNA of Lactuca virosa, 1450 nucleotides long. NCBI's taxonomy places the organism in Eukaryota, Viridiplantae, Streptophyta, Magnoliopsida, Asterales, Asteraceae. The record is from the annotation of a GenBank genome assembly.
AUGAAAGAAGAAAAAGUAAUUCAAGAUCCAUUAAUCCAAAGGCAACAUGAAGAAGAAGAAGAAGAAGAAGAAGAAGAAGAAGAGGAGGAGUUAGGUUUAAGAAGACAAGUAUACGAUGAAGUAAAGAAGCAAAUAGGAUUAGCAUGUCCAUUGAUAGCAGUAAGCUUGUUGCAGUAUUGUCUUGAAGUCAUUUCAAUCAUGUUUGUUGGUCAUCUUGGACAACUCCCUCUCUCCAGUGCUUCCAUGGCUACAUCUUUUGCUUCCUUCACUGGUUUUAGUGUCUUGUUAGGAAUGGGAAGUGCAUUAGAAACACUAUGUGGACAAUCCUAUGGAGCUAAACAAUACCACAUGCUUGGGAUUCAAAUGCAAAGAGCAACGUUGACUCUCACAACCCUAAGCAUUCCACUUGCAUUUAUCUGGUUCUACACUCCCACAAUCUUCAUAGCUUUAGGGUUUGGAAUCAAAGGGGCUGCAUUGGCUAAUACAAUAUCGAAUUGGGUGAAUGUGUUUUUUUUGGGAUUUUAUGUCAAGUUUUCUAAUGCUUGUUUACACACCUGGACUGGUUUUUCAAAAGAAGCUUUCCAUGAUGUUCUUAGCUUCAUGAAACUUGCUGUUCCUUCUGCUCUUAUGAUUUGCCUUGAAUAUUGGACAUUUGAUAUGGUAGUUUUGUUAUCUGGUCUUCUCCCAAAUCCAAAGUUAGAGACAUCUGUAUUAUCAAUUAGCCUUAACACAUGUUGGAUGGUGUAUAUGAUUUCUGUUGGCCUUGGGGGAGCAAUAAGUACAAGAGUUUCAAAUGAGUUAGGGGCAUCAAGACCUAAAGCUGCACGUUUGGCUGUUUGUGUUGUGGUUGUAAUAGCAAUUUUGGAGGGUUUAAUAGUAGGAACUAUUACUAUUUUAGUACGAAAUGUUUGGGGUAAAUUAUAUAGCAAUGAUGACGAAGUUAUUAAAUAUGUUGCAAAAAUGAUGCCACUACUUGCAUUAUCAGAUUUCUUAGAUGGAUUUCAAUGCGUUCUUUCAGGUGCUGCUAGAGGAUGUGGGUGGCAAAAUGUGUGUGCAAUUGUCAAUCUUGGAGCUUAUUAUGUUGUGGGAAUUCCUUGUGCAUUGCUAUUUGCUUUUGUUCUUCAUGUUGGAGGCAUGGGGCUAUGGAUGGGGAUCAUUUGUGCACUUUCUGUACAAGUUGUGGCACUUGUGGCAAUUAAUUUGUCGACUAAUUGGAAUGAUGAGGCAUUGAAAGCUAUUAAUAGAGUUCAAACAAGGAGAGGUAGUGAAUGAAUGAUAUUGUCAUUUUGUUUUAUAGAGUGUGAGGAGAAAUUGAAAUUGAAAUUGAAAUGUAAUGAUGGAUAUCACGUGUAAACAUAUUUAGAGGUGAUAACACUUUUUGUUUCUGUAUAGAUUGGUGAACAAUACCCGUUUGUAGAGCAAUUAUUGCUUUGAUAAUUCAGUUGACCAC